UCAGCCUGUCAGCAACUUCAUUUUCAUCCGCGCAGAAAGUCAGUUUCUCAAAGGAAAAGCACAACAGGACCUGCCGUGUCUACUUGCAGAAAUGCCGAAAAAAUUCCCCAAAAUCGACCUAAGUCCAGUGGAUGAGGAGACGGAGUGUCAGGCAGAGAAAGAGUAUGAAUCUGCCCUAAAAGAAGAGGAUGAUGGCUCGUCCAUGUACGCGGUGUCUGCUGACUGCCCCAUCGAAAUCCAGCAUGCCAUGGAGGAGGAGAUGUUCAAGGAGAUGGCUGAGGAGCAGUCGGAGCAAGGUUGCAAAAGGAGGAAGAACCACAAAAAGAUUCGCUCUCACACAGUGUCGCAGCAGUGCCAAGAAAAAGCAGAAUGGGCUGCAACAGAUGUGGAUCAGAUGUCUUCCACCUCCAGCUCCUUGUCCAGUGGGACUGAUGGUCGUCCAGAUUACCAGAGAGUGACCAUCAGUGGUGACUAUUGUGCUGGGAUCACAGUUGAUGAUUAUGAGCAUGCUGCGAAUGGUUUGUACAAAGCUCUGCUGCUUCGUGAAAAAUACUCCAAACUAGCGUACCACAAUUUCAGCGUAACCACCUCCCAGUACCUGCGCAGGGCUGAAAAACAAAAAUGGAUCAGUGAUGAUAUUUUACCAGAUAUCCCCCCUUUCCCAGGUCCUGAUGAGGAUCCAUACAGCUUGGAGGGGAUACCAGAGAAUCUAAAAUAUGAACUGAGUAUGAGGGACGGAUUAGUGUAUGUGUUUGAUGAUAAGGAUGCGCUUCAGGAGAACCAGCCUCGCGACCUCCCUUACCCCGACCUGAGGACGUUUGCCAUCGAUGUGCGUCAUGUGCUGGCGAUGAUCGCAGAUGGACCCACGAAAACAUACUGUCAUAAGCGACUGAACUUUUUAAGCUCCAAAUUUCACUUGCACGAGAUGCUAAAUGAAGUCGAGGAGCUGAAGGAGCUGAAAGGCGUUCCUCACCGAGACUUCUACAAUGUCAGAAAGGUGGAUACACACAUCCAUGCGGCCGCCUGCAUGUCUCAGAAGCAUCUUCUCAACUUCAUCCAGAAAACGUAUAAGAAGGAAGCAGACCGUGUGGUGCUGGAGAAGGACGGGGAAAAAAUAACUCUCCGAGAGAUCUUUGACACUCUCAAGAUGGAUCCCCAUGACUUGACAGUGGACACGCUGGAUGUGCAUGCUGGGAGGCAAACAUUUCACCGCUUCGACAAGUUCAAUUCGAAGUACAGUCCAGUUGGAGCCAAUGAACUUCGAGAAAUCUUCCUGAAGACGGACAAUCUCCUGAAAGGAGAGUAUUUUGCUCGCUUGGUUAAGGAAGUGGCCCGAGACCUGGAGGAGAGUAAAUACCAGCACGCAGAGCCACGCUUGUCAAUUUAUGGACGCUCUCCGGAUGAGUGGGAGAGUCUGGCUAAGUGGUUCAUUAACAAUGACUUACAUUCCCCGAACCUGAGAUGGAUGAUCCAGGUGCCAAGGCUAUAUGACAUCUUCAAGGCAAAGGAAGUGGUUCCAAAUUUUGCCAAGAUGCUGGAGAACAUAUUUCUCCCACUGUUCGAGGCCACUGUGAGACCGCAAGAUAACAAGGAACUGCACAGCUUUCUCAAAUUUGUCUCAGGAUUUGACUCCGUGGACGACGAGUCCAAGCACAGCAGUCACAUGUUCUCUGUCCGGAGCCCAAAGCCAGAGCAGUGGACUUUCAAAGACAACCCGCCGUACAAUUACUACAUAUUCUACUUGUACGCAAACAUCAUGUUGCUCAACAAUCUGAGAAAGGAGCGUGGGAUGGGCACCUUCCAGUUCAGGCCACACUCUGGAGAAGCCGGGUCAAUCACUCAUUUGAUCUCAGCCUUCCUGGCUGCUGACAACAUCUCUCAUGGACUCAACCUGAAGAAGAGUCCAGUCCUUCAGUACCUGUACUAUCUGGCCCAGGUGCCCAUUGCGAUGUCUCCUCUCAGUAACAACAGCCUGUUUCUGGAAUACUCCAAAAACCCCUUCAGGGAGUUCUUCCAGAAGGGCCUGUGUGUGUCCUUGUCCACUGAUGACCCCAUGCAGUUCCACUACACCAAGGAACCUCUGAUGGAGGAGUAUGCUAUUGCGGCGCAACUGUGGAAGCUCAGCACCUGUGACGUGUGUGAAAUAGCACGAAACAGCGUUCUUCAAAGUGGAAUGUCUCAUCAGGAAAAAAGCAAUUUCUUAGGUGUAAAUUACCUGAAAGAUGGACCUGAGGGCAACGACAUCCAUCGCACCAACGUGGCCCAGAUCCGACUGGCGUACAGAUAUGAAACCCUCUGUAAUGAGCUGAGCUUCAUUGUAGAUGCUGUGAGCUCACAACAGGACAUGUCUUAGAUCUGCUUUAAAACCCUGCUUCAGCCUCCUGUGGUGUCCAUGAAUGCACCACGUUCCAGAUAUAUGAUAGGUACUAGUACUGUAAGAUUAGAUUAGGUUAGAUUAGAUUAGACUACAAUAGAAUAGAAUAGUAGGGUGCCUUUAUUCUGCAUACAGUGGGGAAAGUUUCGUUGUUACACAGUUAAAAUGUACAAAUGAACAGCGAUAUGAUAGGAAGUGUCAAGACGAUUUCACCGUUGAUAUUUUGCCAGAAUAUACAUUACACCACACCAAUGCUCUUAAUCCCAGUCAAAUAAAGCAUUUGUCAUUGCUCCUGUCAAGGCUCUUUACUAUUGUCAAGUAAUCCCGUACGUACCACCACUGUCCCUUAAACUGAGGCCUGGCCAUUAAAAUUCACCUAAUCCUUGUACAAUUCACUACACUGAUUUUAAAGUGGGUAAAAAAAUAGAUCUUUGCUUGAAAAAAUGGCUGAAAUUGCAGCAAAAAUGCCAUUUUUCUUUCAAAUAAAAUAAUGCGACUCAAGUGUCCUUUCAUUUGUUUUUCAUAUAUGAGUCAGGUAACUCUGGAAGUUGUGAUCAACGUAGUACAUUGAUGCAUCCCUGAAUACAAGUUUAGUUAGUACUAUGACUUUCUGCUGUUGUUGCAGUACAUUAUGGGAAAGUACGAUUGUAGUGCGAUUGACAGUCGUCAUUACAACAUGAUGCUGUGCUGUGUGAGUUAUCAAGAAAUUCAUUGUUGUGAUGGAGGAUGUGAGCAGAACAAACAUCACAGUUAACACUGAACAAGUCUUCAUCUUUAUUUUUCCAGUUAGAAUUAAACAGAAACAGCCAUCGGCAACAUGUCAGCGCAAUGUUUGCAUAUUAAAAAUGAUUGCUGAGUGAAAUAUACAUUUUUACAUUGUAAAUAUAUUUGAAUCAUUUGGACAAUAUGUUCUUAUGUGCAAUUAAUGAAAAUGUGCCUUGUUUAUAACUCACUGAA
This is a messenger RNA of Synchiropus splendidus (mandarinfish), 3331 nucleotides long. RefSeq names its product adenosine monophosphate deaminase 3a (gene ampd3a). The coding region runs from base 92 to 2353 and encodes 753 amino acids. The transcript is spliced from 15 exons. Gene Ontology annotation, cellular component: cytosol. Gene Ontology annotation, molecular function: AMP deaminase activity. The record is from RefSeq and is a predicted model, not a curated record. Gene Ontology annotation, biological process: IMP salvage; AMP metabolic process. Lineage: Eukaryota; Metazoa; Chordata; Actinopteri; Syngnathiformes; Callionymidae.